GUGAAAUGUUCCUCCAGCCCGCUGUGUCGACAUGAACAACGAGCAGUUCCGCCGUUUGAUCCUGCAGAACUCGGCGCGAAAAGAUGGAGUCUCCUCCCAACCGUCGGCUAUGCCUGUGUUAGGCGCCCGCAGGAGCAUGCUCAUGACACCGCGGCAGGCUGGAGGCAGCUCUACGAACGCAGAUUUCGCCCGUCAACUCGCUGAGCGCAAUACCAAAGUAAAUCCCGUGAAACGGUUUAAAUCCUCGGCCCCAAAAGGCGUCAAGCUUGCACCCGGAUACACUGACCGCACCAAGCAUCCCGUAGACGACGAGAGUGAUGAGAAAGCGCAGCGCAUUAAGGCCUUGGAGGAGGCUAUGAAGCUGGGUCAAAUAGACCGCACUGUAUUCGAGCAGCUCGUUGGAGAGAUUACAGGCGGUGACAUAAGUUCGACCCAUCUUGUGAAAGGGUUGGACAGGAAACUGCUGGAGCGCGUGAAGAGGGGCGAGAAUGUGUUAAACUCGGCCACUCCCAAGGAUGACUAUGACGUAUCGUUGGAUGCUGAGGACGAAUUCGACCAGUUCGAGCAGCAGGAAGUGGCACCGAUUGUGAGAGAGAAGGCAGAGAAGAAGGGGGAAGCUGCACCUCCACCGCCAGUUGUUGGGCAAAAGCGGACUCGCGAUGCGAUACUGGCAGAAUUGAAGGCGCAAAGGAAGGAUGCAGCUGAGGCGGCUACCGCUGAACACGAGAGGAGAUAUCAGGCCCUGGGUAAGGGGUUCCGCAAGAUUGGGGAUCAUGGCGAAACAUCAUGGCUCGAGACCGACAAGAAUGGCAGGGAGGUUCUUGUUAUCAGAGACGCUGACGGAAAGGAGAAGCGUAAGGUCAAGAAAAGGAAAGUCGAAGAGCAGCCUAUCGAACACGAGAAGCUUGAAAUGUUAGACGGCGAUCAAAAGGCGCUCAACCUACACAACAUACCAGCACCGCCUCCUCCGGCAGAGGCAGAGGAAGAUGAGGACAUAUUCGAAGGCGUAGGCUCGAAUUACAAUCCGCUCGUCGGGCUGGAGGAUGAAGCCGACUCAGAUGAUGAAAAGGCUCAGGCCGAUCCUUUUGAAUCGGCUGAGGAGGGAGCUAAUCAUGAAGAAGGUGGAGAGAAUGAAGAACGGGAAACUCUAGGACAAGCACCCUUAGGAUCCGGCUCUGAGGAACCAGCCAUACCAUUGUCCCGCCGCAAUUAUUUUAAAGCUACCCCCUCCAUCUCAGAAAUUGCCUUUGCACCACCUGCAGAUGCUACUGUUCUCGCCGCGCUCAGAAAAGUCCGCCAAAUGGACACUGACUCUACUCUUUUCCACACCGAGGAGCAAAUCCACCUCAAGAAACGCGCUACCUUGCUCGCGGCGGUUGACCGAGAUAUGGAGGAUCUUGAUAUGGGUUUUGGCGCGAGUCGGGAUGACGACGCAGAGGAGAUGGAGAUGGAAGGUGAGAGGGUCAAAUUUUCCGAGUGGAAGGGGCUUGGGGCUGAGGGCGAGGAUGAGGAAGAUGGGGGCAUUGGCAAAGGGGGGAAGAAGAGGAAGAGAGGCCCAAAGAAGAAGAAGGGUGAUAAAAACAACGCGGUAGACGUGCUGAAGGUCAUGGAGAGGCAGAAGAAGACCAAAACCUUGGGUUGA
Lindgomyces ingoldianus is the source of this 1642-nucleotide messenger RNA. RefSeq lists its product as uncharacterized. Gene Ontology annotation, biological process: mRNA splicing, via spliceosome. Lineage: Eukaryota; Fungi; Ascomycota; Dothideomycetes; Pleosporales; Lindgomycetaceae. The transcript is spliced from 2 exons. The coding region runs from base 32 to 1642 and encodes 536 amino acids. Gene Ontology annotation, cellular component: nucleus. The record is from RefSeq and is a predicted model, not a curated record.